AAAGCGGCCGCUGGUGCCCGGUGUCGCCCGCCGCGCUCGUGCCGCCGUGAGUGACCUCACCCCUCCCUCCUCCCCCCCACCCUCCCCGCCGCGGCCACCUCCCGGCGCCGCCGCCGCCGCCUCCCCCGCCGCACGGAGCCGGUCCCGGGUGCAGGGGGAGACCCGGGGGGCAGAUUAAUCAGCCACUCGAUGGGGAUUAACAGUGGAGCACCUUUUUGUGUCGCCUUUCCACCUCUCUGUAGCAAGAAAAACAACUUCAGCACUUCUUCAAUAAUAAUUAUGAAACUGGUAUUAACUGAAUGGCAAUUAUGGAUUUUUAACUCUAACUCACAGUAAACCAGCAAGCCAUAUGUUGAAAUUCCUACCAAAUAGCUUUUUGUUCUUAUUGUCUGAUACCUUUACAAGAAGUUGCAAGAUACCUGUUUGUAUACGAGGAAUAUAAGCAUUACUUGCCUGAGGAACAGAAGCUGAAAGAGAAGACACCCUAAGUUGUCCUUGGAGAUAUGGUAGUAUUUAUAUAGAUAUAAUAAAUAUAUAUAUAUAUUUUUAUGGUGAUGAAAAUGGCUCCUCAGAAUGCUGACUCGGAAUCUAUGCAAGUUCAAGAUCUACCUGUGGCACAGCUUCAGAAACCAGAAAACAAGGAGAAUGAAAGUAGAGAGGAGACCAUUAGUGAAGGAUCCAUAGACCGGAUACCAAUACGCCUCUGGGUGAUGCACGGUGCAGUAAUGUUUGGCAGGGAAUUUUGUUAUGCCAUGGAGACAGCUUUGGUAACACCUGUAUUGUUACAAAUCGGUCUUCCUGAACAAUACUACAGCCUCACUUGGUUCCUUAGCCCUAUCCUGGGCUUGAUCUUCACUCCGCUUAUAGGUUCGGCUAGUGACCGCUGCACGCUGAGCUGGGGCCGCCGGCGGCCUUUUAUUCUUGCUCUCUGCAUUGGUGUCCUCUUUGGAGUUGCACUUUUCCUUAAUGGCUCUGUUAUAGGUCUGGCUAUCGGUGAUGUCCCAGACAAGCAGCCCAUUGGUAUCGUUCUCACGGUGCUUGGCGUUGUGGUGCUGGAUUUUUGUGCUGAUGCAACAGAAGGGCCAAUUCGGGCCUACUUGUUGGAUGUGGUGGACAGUGAAGAGCAAGAUAUGGCCCUUAACAUCCAUGCCUUUUCAGCUGGUCUUGGGGGAGCAAUCGGUUACAUGUUAGGAGGGCUGGACUGGACACAGACCUUCUUGGGUAGUAUUUUUAAAUCUCAAGAGCAAGUCCUUUUCUUCUUUGCAGCCAUCAUUUUCUCCGUCUCUGUUGCCCUCCAUCUUUUUAGCAUUGAAGAAGAGCAAUAUAACCCUCAGCAGGACAGAAUUGAUGAUGAAGGGGACACACUUUCUAGUGUAAAAUUCAGUGGUAGUCUCCCCCCUCUGAAUCGACUGAAUGUAAUCAGUGAGGAAGAUCCAUAUGGAGCCCCUAUGUUCCACGACGAGGUUCAGUCAGAGCAUGAUCUCAAUAUGGAGUUCCUGGAGGUGAACAUUGUAAGAAGUAAGAGUGACUCUGUUCUGCACAUGCCUGAUGCUACACUGGAAAUUGAAUCAGAGCUGCUUUUUCUGCAUGACAUCGAACCCUCAGUUUUUCAGGACGCUUCAUAUCCAAACACUCCCCACAACACCAGCCAAGAGAUUAUGAAGUCCAAACUCAAUCGCCUAUCUGCUUUCCUCAGGGACAAUGAGAAAGAGGAGGAAAUGUUGCUUGAUAAUCACUUAAAUGAAGAUAAAGUCCCAAAUGCAAAUGGCUCCCUACCAAAAGAGUUCCUCAACGGACAUGCUAGAAUCGGCAUGAAGCAAUCUAGUACUUCAAAUUCCAUGCGAAGGCGAAGGCACAUGUUCUACCGUCAGCCCUCCUACACCUUCUCCUACUAUGGCAAAAUAGGUUCUCACCGCUAUCGUUUUCGUCGGGCCAAUGCCAUCGUCUUGAUAAAGUCCUCACGCAGCAUGAACGAUAUCUACGACAUGCAGAAGCGGCAGCGACAGAAGUACAGACACAGGAAUCAGAGCGGCACAACAAAUUCAAGUGGAGACACAGAGAGCGAAGAGGGGGAAACUGAAACCACUGUCCGACUCUUGUGGUUGUCAAUGCUAAAGAUGCCAAAGGAGCUGCUGAGACUGUGCGUUUGUCACCUCUUAACUUGGUUUUCAAUCAUUGCUGAAGCUGUGUUCUAUACAGAUUUCAUGGGGCAAGUCAUCUUUAAAGGUGAUCCAAAGGCCCCAUCUAACUCAACUGAGUUACAUGCCUACAAUGCUGGAGUUCAGAUGGGAUGCUGGGGACUCGUAAUUUAUGCUGCUACUGCUGCCGUUUGUUCAGCGUUGUUGCAGAAAUACUUGAACAACUAUGACCUUAGUAUAAAAGUCAUCUACAUCCUGGGCACGCUGGGUUUUUCUCUGGGCACUGCAGUCAUGGCUAUGUUCCCCAACGUGUACGUCACCAUGAUAAUGAUCAGCACCAUGGGAAUAGUCUCCAUGAGUAUUUCCUACUGCCCUUAUGCGCUUUUGGGACAAUAUCAUGAUAUUAAACAGUAUAUUCACCACAGCCCCGGGAACUCAAAGCGAGGAUUUGGCAUAGAUUGUGCUAUUCUGUCAUGUCAGGUUUACAUCUCCCAGAUCCUGGUGGCCUCGGCACUUGGCAGCGUGGUGGACGCGGUUGGCACAGUCAGAGUCAUUCCCAUGGUGGCUUCGGUGGGAUCCUUCUUGGGUUUUUUAACAGCAACGUUCUUGGUGAUUUACCCCGAAGUCAAUGAAGAGCCAAAGGAAGAGCAGAAAGGGCUCGGCCCUCCGGAGAACACCGAGAGCAACGGCACCAACGCCGAGAAGUCAACUGUUCUGAAGCUCACGCGCAAAGGAACCACCGCGCCGGGGUCGGAGAGCGAGUCUGCCAUGUGAGACCACCGCUUGUCGUUCACACACAUUCCAGGGAGUGCAGGUGCAGGAUCAGGAACCCUUUUAUUUUUCUUCCAGGAUAACGAAUGAGGAUCUUCAGUACUUGUAUCUAAAUUUACAGAAAAUUGCAGGCAGUUUUGUGCAAAAAUGUAAAUGAAAUUCUGUAGUCCCUAAUAUAGGUUUGAACAGGUAGCUGUGAUGCUAACUGCUUUCUCUACAACUUAGAAAUGUCAUUUCUGAACACUUUUUUAUUAAGAAUACAUUUAGAUUUCAAAUAAGUUUUAUUAAUCUGCAUGAGACUCACAGUGUAUACAAUUAGCAGUUAGAAAAAUUAAGUUUUCAGCUGUUUCUAAACUAACUGAAAAUGGAAGCUAUCUUGACCUAUAGUCUCCUGCUAUUUUUGUCUGAACAUUUCAGAUUUCACUAGUACAGCACCUGAAUCAAAUGCUUAGACAUCCUGAUCAAUCUUUUCCAUAAGCACAAUGAUAUUGGUCUGACAGCUACAAUUCUUUAACAUUAAUUUUAGACUUCAUAUUUCUUUUCGGUGCAAUCGCUACAGGAAAGUUUUACUUGCAAUCGUUUUCAAGACAGACAAAAGCAAUUACUGCGGUUUCUAAGAAACUGCUGUGAAUUCUUUUAGUCGUACUGUCCAACAGCUACUCCCGAGUCUGCUGCUUGUCAGGAACGGGUAGCACCAGGUGCGUGACGUGGACCGUAGAUGAAGUAGGAGCAGCUGGGCAGGUGAUCAGCGCUCGCAGGUAUUUCUGACACGUGCUGAAUUUUGUGAAUGUCAUUAGAACACGCUCUGACGAUUUUUAGCUGGGAGUUUUGCGGGCCAGUGAACUUGGGGCUUUUCUCGGCACUUAAAGCCGAUCGUCUCCGGAGGAAGCUGUCGCGGAGAAAGGCGUCUCCGGGGCCAGCUUCACGGAGCGGGGUGUGAGGAGUCUCUGUAGUGGGGGGGAGGAAGCCGAUGAUUAAAUUGCACUUUUUACGGUCCUUUUACCUUCCGGCUGGGAACGCAGCAGCCAAAGUAAAGGCGCAGUGUCAGUACAACAAGGUAAACCGAAGGCCUACCUCCGCAACCUUAUGGCGUAGUCCGAUCGCAUAAAAAUCCGUGUCAGAAACAGCUUUUAGGCCUCAAAAUUCAAUCCACUAGCAUGCUUUGCUGUUCCAGUCGCUGCACUGGAGGGAUUGUAGACUGGAGCUCUCCUGAGCUGCUCUACCAAUUUCGUCAGUGCAGCCUCCAUACCCGCUUCCUUGGUUCAGGACGUAGCUGCCGUGCAAGGACAUUUUCUGUGAAGAGCUUAAAAGAGCGAUGCUAAUCUGAUAUAAAAUAUUACUGGGAUCACUAGCAGUGCCCCAGGCCACGGGUAGACAAAGCUCAGAGAUCCAGCAACCAGUUGAGGCGUCUUUAGAAACCGAACUUCCCGUUGUUGUCUAAGAAGUGCUUGUGCCGCUAUUUUACUCGUUUUUGCAUGGACUUUCCGGCUGCAGUCAAUCCAUGUGUUAAACAGACAAAUCACAGCUCCUUGCAAGAUCUCUGCUGCCUCAAACUUCUUUUACUGCAGUACUUUAAGAUGCAUGUGUAAAUCAUGCUGCAAUAUAUUCAUUCAAGAGAGAAAUAUAUAUUUCAAAAUGAAAAGCAGUUUUUAAUAAAUUACUUGAAUUGUCAAUGUAUUUAAGAAAAAUGUAUGUUUGGGUAUGUUUGAAGUUCAUGCAUAGUCUUGGCCGACAUCACUGACGAAUUCCUGGUGGCAGACGUGUGUUUCUAAGCUGAAGGCUUUCAGUCAGUACUAAAGUCCUGUGCUGUCAAGGGGGGCGAUGUUGUUUUUAGGCUGGUGAAAUUUCGGAGAAUUAAAGGACGUGUAAUCGCACGGGACUUCUUCCCCCCCCCCCACCCCCCCCGGCAUCUCAAGAAAGUUGUUUUUCUUUAAGGUGAAUGUUUUUUAUUUAGAACACGUACUGUGAAUUGUGUUCAGACAGCGGAAUGAUACUACUGAAGAAUAUAAGACCUUAUUGAAGAAAUCAGUUGUGAGAAAUACUUUAACUGAACUUCUGCAGUGAAUUUUAUCAUCUCAGUUACAUUUAAUAUAUUCUGGUGAUAUUCAUAUAUAACAGAUAUGAGUGUUGUAUUUCACCCUAUAACUGGCAUUCUUGUAAAAUGUAAGCUGAGCUAGACAUUUUAAAGUGGCUUUAAUAUUUUAUUUUUAAAGCUUUUUUGGAAGAUUCUGCUUUUGGUUAAAAGAACACUGUCAAAUAUUCCUUAUCUGAAUCUCUGUUUUCUUGAAAGAUUCUGCUACGGUGUGAAAAUCUGCAUCUCCUGGUCAGUGCCGGCCUGGCCCUUUUCCAGUGAGUUGCGUUGGUUGUGAAUGUAGUUUUGGGUCCGCGUUGCUCCGUACAGCGGCUCCGUCAGCCGAAGCGCCUUCCGCGGCGCGAUCGAGCGAACCGCCGUCUGGCUUCGGGCAGGGAUGAGGAGCUGAAGGUGCCUCUCGCGGCCCAGCCGGCAGAAGGAGGGUCGCGCCGUCGGAAGGCGCUGAGAUCGCGCGCGUUCGGUUAGCUUUCCGUGUCGUGGCGAGGAGGGAGAAGGGCGUUUCGGGUCCCGUUUGGUCCUCGCCAGCGUUGUGCUGAGCCCCGUUUCUGCGGAUGGGCCGUUCGGACCUGUGUUUGGGGGUGUUUGUGGGGCUGUUUGGUUGCCGUUCGUAACAUACAAGCACGCACGCUGCUUUGGAGCAGGAAGUUGUAUUUCACUGCCCUGUAAAGCCGAAGGAAAUAAUUAUCCAUUGUAAACGCUCCAAAGUGUUUGUAGUGUCGCCAGGAGAAUUAGCGUUGGGUAGCAGCUGCCAAAGGAGCUCCGGGUGUGCCGCGGCCGGAGGAGCUCCUGGUGUGCCGCCCGGGCGCUCACUGCGGACCCUUUCUGAGAUUUGUCAUACUAAUGCUGUUUUUCACUUGAAUUCAGGAGGUUUUUCUUUCCAGCCCCAUCACAUCUCAGGUAGGCAGGUUGUUCCUGUAAUCCUGCACCUAUCCCUCACCUUAUCUUCAGGAUGCACAGAGAUUUCUAUUUUUUUCAAUCAGAACCGAAAGGCAAACUGUUAGAUUUUAUGUCUUCUUGCAAAAGUGGAGAAGAGAGAGUCGAGGGGGCUGGUUUUACUUCUGGGGACUGGAAGUAUCGUUGCAGGUUUGCUGGUGUCAUCCCGUGCGCUCCAUCUCUUAGCAUCUUUCCUGCAAUAGGUUUAAGUUGUCCAGAUGCCGCUGUCGUCUCUCGUGACACGUUAACGCCUCUGAUACCAGACACCGCGCACGCUCGGGUUCGCGAGAGCUUAGCGAGAGUUUCGUAGCGGGCCGGCGGCGCCUGGGGAGGUAGUUUGCGUUAGAGCGGAGGAGCUCGGACGUAACCAUUUUGGCGGACGUAGCGUGGGUUUUGCACCGCCGGGUUGUCCUAGAGGCCGGUCGGAUCUGAACCGUGCGUAGGUGAUGGCACUUUGGGAUUACAGAAGCAAUAAUUUCUUAGGGACGCUUCCCUUCCCGCUGGCUCCCGGAGCUUCGUUACCCGAGCAGCUGUUCAGUAGGGCGAAUCGGGCCGUUAGCUAGCGCUGAGCGGAGCGGCCGCGAACGUGGCCUCCCGGUCUCCUCGGAAGCGCCGAUCCCAGCCACGGAAACGGGCCGCGAGCCGCACGGGGAGCCGGCGGGGAAGCUCGGCCUCUCCCGUUCCUCUCCCGUUUCCAUCCCCGCACGGACCCAGGCAGCAACGGCGAUUCAGUGGCCAAAUCCUUCCUUAGAAGCCUCCUUUCUCCCCGUAGAGCCCGUCCCCACCACUCGCCCGUGGUGGGCAGUGAGCCUGUGGGGCUGUGAGUAUAUACAUAUAUACGUGUAUAUGUAUACACACACACACACAUAUAUACACACUGUUCAGGCCAAAAUCCAUUUGACGGCUGCGCGCUCUUUGCCACCGUGCUCCACUGCGUUUUCGUUCUUCCAGUUUUUUUCCCCCGUCCCGGUCCGAUGCGGCACAAGCCCAGGCGUAAACGUGCGUCCUGCCCGCGCGACUAAGCGAAACCCUGCGUGAGGGCCCGAGCCCACGCAGCAGCUCCGGCGUCCGAACCAGCCGGCGUGAAAGAGGAGUGGGUUUUAUUUGCAGCUGUUUUGUCCUCGUUUUCUUUUAAUAGGCCAAAUAAAUGAACAAUAACGAGCACCAAAUGUUGCACAGAAAUGGUAUUGACUGUGUGUAAGAAAUACCAAAUUUUAUUUUUCGUUGCAGAAACUUUAUGGUUGCAGAUAGUCCUCUAGUCCUGUUAUUCUUCCUUAAACUGCAAAGCUGAACGUUUGUAAAAAUUGCAUUGGAAAAGGUCAUUAUUUUUAAAGAAAGAAAAAAAAAAAAAGUUGAGCUACCCAAAGUUUGCUGUCUCUCAUGUUGCAUCCAGAAGAAGCGAUUUGCAAAGGCGAGCUGCAAAAGCUCCAACUCAAACAAUAUUUUACUUUAGAGGCUCAGCAGUUUGGACAGUCAGGAAAUUGUAUUCGAUAAUAGCGACCGGACUCGUAAUACGGCACUGACGGAUGACUUCGGGCUGCCGGGGCAGCCAGGUCUGCUCAUUAGGAUGUUCAGUCUUUCCUGUCAUUUAAAUUAAGAUCAGAUCCUGUAAAAACUGAUGGGAAUUUUUGUCCCGCUCGGUUUCCGGCCCCAAAUAAGCCCCACGGCCAGCCUGUCCCUUAACCUCGCCUUCCCGGGGAGCGCGGAGAGCCGCGCGCGCAGCCGGCUCGCGUGGCGGGGAGUCACACCUGACUAAAAUUCAAAGGUUUCCAAUGCCUUUUUUUUUUUCUUUAAUUAUUUUUUUGGGGCCCUGCGAAGGUUUUGGGGAGGGGGAAAACGCAGCGCGUCGGUCUGGUCAGCCAAAUUGCAGCGAGCGGCCCCGGAGUUGGAGUCCUGCCGCGAACCGGCGCUUCCCGGGGCGGGUUCUUCCUUCGUUUUUCUGAUGUAACAUGAACGCUAAGCCCUUUCGGUAGCCAGGUGACCAGCUUAUUUUAAAUGCCUCAUAUUAAUAGAAAGCUGCAUAUAGGCAUCUCCUAGUGGAAAAAGAAAAGGAAAAAUAAAAAAAAAAAAACAAAGAGUAUUUAGUUCCUUUGUGAACUGGCCAUAUGACAACUACUUUUUUAUCAACUUAUUAAGUUGGGGCACUAUAAUAGCUCUUGCUGAGUUUAGCAAUGUUUAUAAGCAUGUGUUAAACACAUAAUGUUAAGUUUUAUGAGGAAAAAGGGAUAAAGAAAUGUCAGAUGAAUGUCUGAGUGAGUAGACGGCAUAAUGUAUGUACGUUUUUUAUUUCUACACUGUUGAGCUUAUUUUCUGUUUUAAAGUACAAACAAGAGAUUUGUUGCAUGAGAACUGUUUUAUUGUGUUCUGCACUUUCUGUUCUUUUUUUGUAUAAUCUUGAUUGGGUUUUUGUUCAUUUACGCGUAGAAGAACAAAAUCAGUUUAGAAAUAUUCUGCUCCACGUUAACGUUGUGUUCCGAUCCGUUGGUCUUCUCGAGUUCGAUCUUAAUAAACGUUUCAGUAAGA
This is a messenger RNA of Rhea pennata, 8457 nucleotides long. It is a transcript of the gene SLC45A4, whose product is annotated as solute carrier family 45 member 4. The coding region runs from base 549 to 2912 and encodes 787 amino acids. The transcript has 8 exons. Gene Ontology annotation, biological process: transmembrane transport. Gene Ontology annotation, molecular function: sucrose:proton symporter activity. Lineage: Eukaryota; Metazoa; Chordata; Aves; Rheiformes; Rheidae. The record is from RefSeq and is a predicted model, not a curated record. Gene Ontology annotation, cellular component: membrane.